AUUACUUCGAAAGUAGACUCACAUGAAUCGCGACUAUUCGCCUUGUUUUUAUCGUUUUUUACCAUGAUUCCCUCCUCGGUCAGCCUCGCGGAGCUGCGGCAACGCAUGGAUGAAGUCACGCGUUUUCUCGCGGCCACUCUGAGCAUCGCAAACGCGCACACGGUGGAGUUUUACACACACGACGUGUGGAGUCGUUUCAUGGCCGUGCCGCCUGAGGAGGUGCUGAAUGCAAUUGGCAUAAGUGACCACCAGGGGGAGACAGACGUCCAAAAACAAAAGCAAUUGAGGACCACAUUCGGGUUUUGUCAAGACGCAAACAGGCUGGUUGACCCACAUGAACUUUUGCGUUCAGCCAAGGCCCACUCACUUCCCGGCCUGGGGGUCUGCACGAGCCGGGAUGAGCUUUUGGAGGCCCUCAGACGAAAGCCCUCGGUGUUAAGCGCCGAGACGGUUGUCGAAUUAGAGCCGGAUGAGUUCAUGAACAUAAAAAAGUCGCAUGAGGUGCAGUCGAUGGCGGAGGUAGUGGACUGUUUGGCCAAGCGCUGCGGAGUCAAACAGGAAAGUAUUACUUUUGAACCCUAUAUUGGGAUUAUAUCGGGUCUGAUAAGCAUGGCGUGGAUCUCGCAGGUUAUCGACGUGGGCUCGGGGAAGGGCUACCUGAGCUCCUUCCUCUCCCUGCAGCACGGCCUUCGAGUCUUCGGCAUCGACUCCUCCAGCAUCAACACUCGCGGGGCCCAGGAGAGGAACCGCAAAUUGAAAAAGUUCUCCAAAGUGUACCAGAAACACAGGAAGGCUGCAAAAGCAGAGGAAGACAUACCACAAAUUAAAGGUGCAGAUGAUAGAAAUGAACCACGGGAGGCUGAGCGCCAGACCCCAGACCCGAACCCCAGCGAGGAGCUCUUCUUAAGCGCCAUGUCGUUGGAGGUGGUACAGUCCGCUAGGGUCUCACUGACCGAUGAGGAGAGGCAGAGGAGGAAGAAGGAGAAUCUCCAGAAGAAAGCCCAGAUCAGAAGCGGCGCCCCCGGUGCCGUCUUUUCCUCGCUCACGUCCUACGUUACCGCCGAAACGGAGCUGAGGGAGCUCAUCGAGGAGCUUGAGGACGCGGUCCUGGUGGGCCUGCACACAUGCGGCGACUUGGCCCCGAGCAUGCUCCGAAUGUUCGCGGCCAAAGCGGAGCUGCUCGCCGUCUGCGGCGUGGGAUGCUGCUACAACAAACUCUCGGAGGAGUUCGAACCCGACGCCCAGGAGAGUUCGCGCGGUGCCUUCGGGUUCCCUCUGAGUCAGCACCUUCGCCGCCGCUCGUGGUUCUGCGGCCGAAACGCCAGGAUGUCGGCGUGCCUGGCGCUGGAAAGAGUUUCAGUGGGCCACGGGAUUCAGAUGGAUUCACUGUUCUACCGGGCAGUCCUGCACGUUAUUCUCCGGGAUCAUUACAACGCCUAUAAAAGCGAAAAGCGAGUCGGGAACAUCUACUCCAAGGCGAAAUCCUUUGUGGAUUAUGUGCGACGGGCUCUUCGCAAGCUGGAUCUGGAUGAUUCCAAGCUCUCCGAUGAGGACAUUCAGCGGUACCACGACGUGCACGCGCCUCGCCGGCCGGAAAUGCACGCUUUCAAUCUGUUGAAGGUGACCCUGGCUCCGUGCAUUGAAGGCCUCAUUCUCAUGGACCGCCUCUGCUACCUGAAAGAGCAGGAUGAAGGAUCCUUUUCCGCUUUGGUGCAACUGUUCGACCCGCUUCUGUCUCCGAGAUGUUACGCCAUCGUCGCGCUGAAGGAGUGACGUGCUGCGCUAUUUUUGUACAUCGCUAAUUGAUUCUAUGAAAAGAACUUUUGGUCAUAAAGGGAGAUUUUUUAUUUUUAUUUUUUCUGAACAGAUAUCGUCGCUUUUCAAGUCAUGCAAUACGUGCUGGAAAACAUCUGUAAAAAAAAGCACUGGAUUAUUGAGCUGUGUCAUUUUUUGUUUUUUAUCUUGAGGCUGGAAGCGUGUCUCAAAAAAACGCUCGUCGCCGCCGAGCCCUUUUGGGGGGAGUUUUAAAGCGAAACCUGGAUGGCCACGCGAGUCUGGAAAGAACAUCGCGAGGCUCCCCGGCGUCGGAGGAAGAAGCCUUGACCUCUUUAAUCUGUACAGCUGUUUUGCUCGCUCCCUCCAUAAAUCUUACAUGCUCGGAAACCAA
Molecule: messenger RNA, 2167 nt
Organism: Hippocampus zosterae (dwarf seahorse)
Lineage: Eukaryota; Metazoa; Chordata; Actinopteri; Syngnathiformes; Syngnathidae
Gene: mettl25
Product: methyltransferase like 25
Exons: 11
Coding region: 64-1773 (569 amino acids)
Source: RefSeq, a predicted model, not a curated record